AAAAAUAAAUAAAUAAAUAAAGUAAACAGCACAACUGAAACUUUAGCGCGCUUUAUCAGUUUUCUGAAGAUUUCUACUACUACGUUUCACCCGCCAGCCCUGCCAGCGCUGCCAGCCUUUUGAAAAGUUCCCAUCACUGUUCCAACAGUGCUUAAAGGCACUUCACUUGCUUCCCGGGCAUGCGCGAGGUCGCGUGAGCAAGAAAGGAGAGCCGGGAGAGCCAUGAAGGGCGCCGUGUCAUCGGCCGUGAGCCUGCUGGCCGGAACUCUGAUCGGCUUCAUCGCGACGAGUCAGGUGCUCCUGUGGCUGAACAGCGAGACGGGCUGCAGCGAUGCUCCGCAAGAAACCGCGAUCCCGGGCAGGCCCAAGUCGCGCCUCCUUUUCGUAGGCGUCAUGACGGCCGAGAAAUACCUGUCUACGCGGGCGGUCGCCAUCCAGCGGACGUGGGGCAAGGCACUUGCCGGUCGGCUGGCCUUCUUCUCCAGCGGCACGUCUCGCUGGGAGAACCAGGACGAGGAACUGCCCCUAGUGGCGCUCCGCGGCGUGGACGACGCGUACCCGCCGCAGAAGAAGUCGUUCCUGAUGCUCAAGUACAUGCACGACCACUACCUCGACCAGUACGAGUGGUUUAUGCGUUGCGACGACGACGUCUACGUGCACGUCGAGAGGCUAGAGCGGUUUCUGCGCUCCGUGAACUCGAGCAAACCGCAGUACAUUGGGCAGGCGGGCCUGGGCAACAAGGAGGAGUUUGGGCAGCUCAGCCUGGAGCCAGACGAGAACUUCUGCAUGGGUGGGCCGGGGGUGCUGUUUAGCAGGGAGACGCUGCGCCGCCUGGUGCCCCAUGUGGGCAGCUGCCUCAAGCGGCUGUACUCCACGCACGAGGACGUCGAGGUCGGUCGCUGCGUCCGGCGCCACGUGGGCAUCCCCUGCACGUGGUCCUACGAGAUGCAGACCAUCUUCUACCACAACUUCUUCGGGGAGGUGGCGCUGAAGGGGCGAGUGCGGCGGCGGGAGGUGCAUCGGUCCCUGACGCUGCACCCAGUCAAGGACCCCCGGGAGAUGUACAAGAUCCACGCCUACUUCGGGGGCUUCCGGGCCCAGGAGCUGCGCCAGCGCUCCCUGCAGCUGCUCAGGGAAAUGCGCUGGGCCGCCCAGGCCUACGGGGGAUGCGCCACGCCCGCGCAGGUCCAGUCACCCUGGUGCUCCGGGAUUGCCAACGGUUCCUCUUCCCUCUCUGAGAUGCCCUCGCUGACCAAGUACUUUCCGGGAGAGAUCCAGGAUUUGCUCACCUGGGACUUCUUCUCGAAGAGCCUCUACUCGGACCAGGUGACCAAUCCCCGCCGUCGGAUGGAGACCUUUUACGAGGUGAGCAUCAACAACGUCAUCAGCGACCUGAUGGAGCUGACCAACCGCUACUCCAAGCAGCGCGGGAGGGUCAUAGAGUUCAAGGACGUCCUGUACGGCUACCACCGACUAGACCCGUUGCAUGGCGCGGACUACGUGCUGGACCUGCUCCUCACCUACCGCAAGUACCGAGGCCGCAAGAUGACCCUCCCUGUGCGGCGCCACGCCUACAUCCAGCAGCCCUUUUCCCAGCUCCGCAUCCGCGAGGUAGCCCCGCAAAGGACGCGCCGCCCGGUCAUCCGCUUCGUCCUCCCGCUCUGCGGCAGACGGGCCACCUUCGAGCGGUUUCUCCGCACAUUCCGCGCCGUCUGCCUGGAAGGGGACGAUGCCUGCACGCUGCUCGUCGUGCAGUUCCGCCACCAGACGGAAGCGGAUGACCUGGAAGGCACCCUUGUCGCGGAGGAGGUCUUGGGCGUCGACUACGACCGCAGAAGGGUCGAGUUCGUCCCUGGAGGCGGAGAAUUCUCGAGGGCGGCGGCCCUCGAGCUGGGGGCUUCGCGAUUUGGCGCUGAAGAGCUCCUCUUUUUUGUCGACGUGGACAUGGUCUUCGACGCCGGGGUGCUGCGGCGCAUCCGCAGUCACGUCGCCUGCGGCCGCAGUGCCUACUUUCCCGUUAUCUUCAGCCAGUAUGACCCCGCAUAUGCCGAAGGCGUGACGGAGCAUCGCGUCGUGACGGAACCUCGUGUUGCGCCGGGAGAGGGCUACUGGCGGCAAUUUGGGUUCGGGAUCGCGGCCAUCUGUAGAUCCGACCUGGCGGCAGUCGGGGGGCUUGACGUGACAAUCCGUGGCUGGGGCAAGGAGGACGUGGACCUGUACGACCGCGUGGUCGCCUCCAACCUCACGGUGGUCCGUGCACCCGACCCGGGCCUCAUCCACGUCUUUCACCCCGUAGAGUGCAGCCCAAGUCUUCCACGUACGCAGUACGAGAUGUGCCUGGGCAGCAAGUGGAACAGCGUUGGCUCGGAGCAGACGCUUGCCAAGCUCAUCGCGGAGAAUCAUCUCGAUCUCCUUGCGCGAAACUUCAGGCGCUGAUGGCGGCUCUACGGCGUCCCACAUCAGCUACCGCCUUUCGCCGAGACGUGGUUUAUUUGCAGUCUUAGGUAAGUUACUUUCGAAAGGUUACAACAACGAAAAAGUAAUUUGAGGCAGCAGCUUCCAUAAAAUACCAAACAUCCGCCCGUGUAACGAUAAGCGACCACCCCUCAAUUUUGUAACUCUGGGAAGAUACAAAAAGGGCAAAUCUUUACAUAUUGUUGACCUAAGUAGUGCCACAUUUUGAGUAGGCACUUUCUUAGGAUUUUAGGUACUUUUAAAAAGUAAUGCUGUUGCUUUUAAGUCACUUUUUCAUAAAACUACAAAUUUAAAUAAUGUAAAAAAUGCCCCCCCCCCCCCCCCCUGAGUUUAUUGGAGAAGCUGCAAGUAAAGUUGGUGCAAGUUGCCACAAGGUAAACAUGACAAUCCAAAAGUCAGAAAACAUAAUUUGGAAAGUGCACAAAAUGGCUAGGUUGUACUUCCUCAGUGAUAUCUUAAUGCCGAAGAAACUGUUAAAAGUAAUGACAAAUGUAACUUUGUUACUCUCGUCGUUGCUUGGGAAAAGGUAAUAGAACUGCAGUAACAAGUCACAAUUCAAAGAGGGAGAGUUACAAAACAAAGUAACCAAGGAAGGGUAGCGCUUUACUACCCAUGACUGCUUACUCAAGAGGCUUUCCAGGUACUAUUGCCAGUUGUUUUCUUUGCCUGCAAUGGUUCGUCCUUGCUGGUGUUACCGUGGGUUAAUUUGACUUCGAGCAACUGGUACUGUAUGUUCCAAAGCGAUGGUGAACCAGUGCUUUUAGAACGCCCUUGAUCUCUUAAUAUCGCUGGUUUAGGUAGUCGUAUGACCCUGUUUGGAUACCAACGUUCGUGCCUUAACUGUGUCCAUGCAUUAAUUGUUUAAAUUGAUUGGUACCAUUAUGCAAUUUUUAAUAAGGCCAGUGCUAUGUUUACUAACUGCCAGUUCACUGUUACCAGUUCGGUAAAGAGAACUCUUGGACGAAUGCUGGAAUGUCACAUUAGUGUGACGCUGGUCAAAGCUCAGUAUUACUCAUUGCUUUACCGACACAGUGCUCACACCGACUGUGAAGGGAACCGUUUUCGCAAAAGUGACGGCAGUGCACUGUAAGUCACUUAAGGGUGAACUAUGAGGUUGGAUGUGUGCCCAUAUCAGUAGCGCCAUGCCUAGUUCACUUUAAACGAACAUGCUAUUUUAAUGGUGCAUUGAUGCCACUCCACUGCCUUUACUACUACUGCUUUACGUUUUUGUGAAUCCAUUACUCUGUGUUGUCCUAUUGGUGCCGGUACUGGCGUCUGUUCCGGUACUUUUCUACGAGCCAAGUGGACUCCCUCGGCAUUGUGUAGGUUUCCCGGAGCAGGCUUUGCUGCCCUCUCGGUGCUUCUUCAUACCUCUCUGUGCCAGAGUGUAAGAAUAUGCUAGUCAUUUACUUUAGCCAUGCCUUUUUACAUGUUACCUAUUAUACAUUUCACACUUUUAUCAAUUUUUGAUACCCUUUACGCAUGAAUUUACAGCAUUACUAUUUUUCAGAUUAGCAGCGGGUUUUCAUCCGCUGCAAUUUUGACAGCACAAGGCCACAGAAUGUCUUUUUUGUACUGUUCUGUUGUUGUUCUUUCUUGUGUUUUGUGUCUUGAGUGUUUUUUCCUUUUGAGCUCAGUUGAAGACCAGUGUGUUACUGUUUACUGCGAAUGUCUCGAUUAUCUACACACUCUUGUGCCUUCUUCUGAGCUGGAUCUUUCCAGCUUUCCUUGUAGCCAUAGGUACUCGGAUUCAAGCGCAGUAAUUUAAAUUUCAUUGUCUUCCAACCUCCCUUCCGCUCAGAAAGAUCUUUUUCCUGAUAUGCUUUUAAGGGAUGAAAAUUUUACCUUUGUUGACAUGUUGCUGUUCGAUUGCUUGGUGAAAAUAGUAAAUGAACAAUGUAUGUGAAGUAUGAGAAUGCAGAUGACUUGUUGAAGCAUCCUUGCGGUGACUUGGGUAUAAGAACAAAAACAAAAUGAGCUACAAACAUGCGCCUUCAUAAGAUUUUGCAUCAUCACGGGAGCUAAUGACCCUCAAAGUGCCUCAGAAAGUUGUGCGACUUGAAGACAUGACAUGAAGAGCAAAAAUGGCCAUCUGACAAAGUUGGGAUGUUUUGAACAUCCUUCGAAAAAUGUGUCAUGUUGUAUUUUGAAUCUCGAUUUAAUAACAAACUUGCUUCGCUGUCUGCACUUGGCCCCCGAUCGUGAAAAUAAAAUUUUAUUUCCCAAAGAGGGCACGA
Molecule: messenger RNA, 4712 nt
Organism: Ixodes scapularis (black-legged tick)
Lineage: Eukaryota; Metazoa; Arthropoda; Arachnida; Ixodida; Ixodidae
Product: chondroitin sulfate synthase 1
Exons: 5
Coding region: 223-2436 (737 amino acids)
Cellular component (GO): Golgi cisterna membrane
Molecular function (GO): glucuronosyl-N-acetylgalactosaminyl-proteoglycan 4-beta-N-acetylgalactosaminyltransferase activity
Source: RefSeq, a predicted model, not a curated record